AGGCAAAGUGUGAUCAUAUAGGUAUAAGGAUAGGAAGAAGGAUAAAAAUGCAUCGAUAUGUUGCCAUUUUCUAGAAGAUGACUUCAACUUUUGCUCACUCUACGUCUCCACAACUUCACUAGGUUGAAAUUGCCUCGGUUGCGUAGUUUCUGAAGAUUUAUUUUUGAUGAUUAUUGAUCAACAUAAUGCUGCAUAUCGAGGAAACUCUAGAUUGGAUUCAAAGACUGAUGGACGGGUUCGAGUUGUGCGUAAUAAUUCCGCUAGCAAUGAUUACCACGUUCUUGCUCAUUUUUCUGUGCAUUCGGGUCAUUGUCAUGUUUUGUUGCACGCGAGCACAACGCAAGAAAGCUGCCGAAAAGAUAUCCGGGUCAUUGAGGAAACACGAUUCGGGACCGAUGUUUGCAAGAUUAGAAGAGUUUGAUGUGCUCACUCCACUACAAACUACACCGGCAGUUAGCAUUGCUUCCGGUAAUUAUAAGAACUAUGGAAGUUCAAGUCCCUCCACAUCUUCUGGUUCAGAUUCUAGAAUACAAUUACUACCACCUAUACUAUCAUCAUCUUCAUCUGAUUCUCCACCACCACCAAGAAGGCCGAAUCACGGGAAAACACUUAUAGUCCCAUUGAAUGCGUCGAGAUAUCGAUCCCCAAUGACAAUGAAUCUUGUUGGAACUCCGGAUAGUCGCCUGACAUCUUUCGAAUGUGGGACCACUAAAAGUUGUGCAACAAUUCCAGAAGAUGAUGAGGAUGAAAUGAAUGAGCUUUUGUCGAUUGAUCGAACUUCAUUGUCGGUUUAUGAACAACCAUCUGGAAGAUAUGGAUAUUCUGCUUAUAAUCUGUGUCUUCCACAGCCGACACCUGAGUUCCAACUUCCUGCACCAACAUAUUCUCCACCAUCUCUACCAUCUGAAUCCCCGGCUUCGAAACCUACGAAGAUAGAUAUUCCCGAAGCCAUUUUGAAUGAUAGAGAUGAUAUAUUGGACCGAGAAGAUGAUCACAAUGAAGAUCAAGUUUCUAUUUAUGAAUUCUCCCGAGUCUCUGAUCCAAAUUCUGAGCAUUCUUCAUCAAACUCCAUCAGUGAUAGCUUCUAUUUGAACAAUUUUGAUGUGAUAUCUUCAGCAGCUAAUUCUCAAAUCUUCGAAGCGAGUAUAUGCGGGGAAUCUGAUGUGGCAUCGAAAUUUCAGCUUCACAGAAUCGAAGAAGAGUCCGAAAACGGCGAUGAGCAAAGUUGUGCGGGAGCCCAUGAUCCACUGAUCAACAGUAUGACCCAUAGUCCUUCUCAAUUUUUUCCACGGAGUAUCUCACAACAAUUUGAUAUGAUGAGACUACAAUAAAUGUGUUUUGUAUUAUUAUAAUUCUGCUUUGAAACGGGAACUAAUAAUAU
Caenorhabditis elegans is the source of this 1381-nucleotide messenger RNA. It is a transcript of the gene ZK673.11, whose product is annotated as Protein aurora borealis. Lineage: Eukaryota; Metazoa; Nematoda; Chromadorea; Rhabditida; Rhabditidae. The record is from RefSeq and is marked reviewed. The coding region runs from base 315 to 1331 and encodes 338 amino acids. The transcript has 9 exons.